This is a messenger RNA of Gigantopelta aegis, 1174 nucleotides long. RefSeq lists its product as uncharacterized. The record is from RefSeq and is a predicted model, not a curated record. The transcript has 2 exons. Lineage: Eukaryota; Metazoa; Mollusca; Gastropoda; Neomphalida; Peltospiridae. The coding region runs from base 29 to 1066 and encodes 345 amino acids. Gene Ontology annotation, molecular function: zinc ion binding.
AUGUGAUACUUUUGUAAUAAAUCGGACAAUGGCUAAAUCGAACAAAGACUGCUUAUCUUAUAGGGAUACACUGGACACGUCUGUACGGCUUAGGUACGACAACAAACUAAAAUUAAUUGAUGGUAAUGAUCCGUAUGAACUAAAGAAUUGGUCAGACAAUGUGGACAUUUUGCCAGGUAUAACAUACAUGGACAUUGUGAAUUAUCUUUUAUUUACUCCAAGUGCAUACACUGCUGAUGAUUUGAAAAGUUAUAAAGGACUCGACGCCUACAACCAAUUUGUAUGUGGAUGGGUUAGAGAGAGAACUGCCAUCGGAUUUGAAGAACAAGUUUUAGUAACUGCAAAGGUUCUUCAUUCACAAAGAUUGAGGGAAAAACCGCUGCGACCAUGGGUAAUUUCACAUAAAGAUGGUGUUGUCAAGGGCACCCAUUGUACAUGCAUGGCCGGCCUCGGAGAAGCGUGUACCCAUAUUGCGGCUCUGCUGUUUUCCAUAGAGGCCACUGUACGGAUACGGAAUUCAGCAACUGUGACUGAAAGGCCUGCCUACUGGAUGUUGCCAGCAGCCAUAAAAAAUGUGCCGUAUAGCCAGCUUACCGACAUUAAUUUUACCUCUGCAAAAGGUUUAAAAAGAAAAUUAGAUGACAAUAUUGAUCAGAUAUAUGAUACUCCACAGGCAUCAACUUCUGCGGUUUGUUCAAAGCUUCUUCCACCGUCACCACAUGAACUGGACACCCUCUUCAAAGAACUGCACUCGACAGGAACAAAACCAGUUCUGUUGGCUACAAUUGAGCCAUACUCAAACUGGUAUAUUCCAAAACCUAUAACAUCAUCGUUUCCCCAGAUGUUAACCGACUUGAAAGAUGACAGCUGUAUGAACAUGGAGUAUACAAAGUUACUCGAACUCUGUGUUAAUAUCAAAGUACAAACAAGUCCUGAACAAGCAAAGGAAGUAGAGAUUGCCACCCGUACGCAGUCUCAAUCAAAACUGGUAUCGAUUCAGGGCAGGAAGGAUAACGGCAUCAAAUGCCAAGUCGGCAUGCAACACCAAUGUUUUGAAUCCAGCUAAAAGCCUGGUGAAGACCAUAUGUUAUCCAGAAUCGUCAACAUUUUCUAACGAAGCUACUCGGUGGGGAUGCAAGCAUGAAAAAACUGCAAAGGCAGACCUUCUUGAGAA